Messenger RNA from Epinephelus moara (kelp grouper), 3032 nucleotides. RefSeq names its product bone morphogenetic protein 10-like. NCBI's taxonomy places the organism in Eukaryota, Metazoa, Chordata, Actinopteri, Perciformes, Serranidae. Gene Ontology annotation, cellular component: extracellular region. Gene Ontology annotation, molecular function: cytokine activity; growth factor activity. Bases 138 to 1523 code for a protein of 461 amino acids. The record is from RefSeq and is a predicted model, not a curated record. Gene Ontology annotation, biological process: BMP signaling pathway; SMAD protein signal transduction. The transcript has 2 exons.
UCUCGUUGCCCCUGUUGUCCUUUAACGAGUCCCUCCACGAAAGGUUGAACCGAUUGCAGGUGUCCUCUCCAACGGAUCCAUCCCGCCUUCUCAUCUGAUAUUCAGUCUUUGGAUUUAAACCUUUCCUCCUCUCCACCAUGACCGUUUCAGUCCGCUCCAACCUUGGCUUUGUCUUCUCUCUGAAUGUCCUGCUUCUGAUGUUGACUGGUUUGAGCUUGAGCAGUCCCAUCAGGUCUCCUGAGAGCCAUCACAGGGUAUCAGUCGGUAGGGAUGUAGGUGAUAAUCCGCUACUUGAUGCACAGGACUUUCUGAGCCAGUUUCUGUCCACAAUGAACCUCACAGAGCUGAGGCCCCAGGCCAGGCCCCUCGCUGCCCGUAAGGAGCCACCAGAGUACAUGCUGGAGCUGUACAACCGAUUUGCCAAUGACCGCACUGCUGUGCCCUCAGCCAACGUUGUGCGCAGUUUCAAGAACGAAGAUUCCUCCCCCUUCAGUGUAACGGCCAGGGGUGUCAGGAUACAUCCCCUGCUUUUCAACAUCUCAAUACGCCACAGUGAACACAUAACAAUAGCUGAGCUUCGCCUUUUCACCCUGUUCCAGAAGGCCCAGAGACCAAAUGUUGGCAUUGACUGCAAGGUGACCAUAUACAAAAUACACGAGGGCGUUCUUUGGACAAAAGAGGUGGGGAAAGAAGGGAGAAGGAGGGAUAAAGAGGAGGUGGUGGAGAUGAAGGAUUUGGAAGAACUGGUGACAAAGCAUAUCCAUGCCAGAGAUAACAGCUGGGUGUCGUUUGACCUGACUCAUGUGGUUGCACUCUGGCGGAAGUCAGGCUGUGCAACUCACAGAUUGGAGGUUCAUAUAGCAAAUCUGGGGUCAGAAGAGGAAGAGGCCAGGCGGGAGGUCACAGAACAGGGCCAGAGGUUGGUUGAGGUUGAUAUCGACAGGAGCUUGGAUGGGAAACACAAUGCGGUGAUGAUUGUAUUCUCAGACGAUCAGAGCAGAGACCACAAACAGGAUAAACAAGAGCUCAACCAGAUGAUCGAACAUGAGAAUGACCUUCCUGAAAACGUGGGCCGGCGCCAGCAAGCUUUCUGGGAGCACGUUAAUCACAACGCCAACCAGGACGAGCUGGACAAACAGUCCCUGGAGCAGCUGCAGUCCAACGUUAUCUAUGACACGCCUCCCCGAAUCCGUCGCAAUGUUAAGAGCGAGCCCUGCAAGAGGACCCCGCUCUUUGUGGAUUUUAAAGACAUUGGCUGGGAUACGUGGAUCAUCCAGCCUGUGGGCUACGAGGCGUAUGAGUGCAACGGCGUGUGCAACCCACCUAUGACCUCUGAGGUCUCGCCUACCAAACAUGCCAUAGUGCAGACACUGCUGAGUGUUAAGAGCCCAGAGAGGGCAUCGCGUGCCUGCUGUGUACCCACUAAGUUAGAGCCCAUCUCACUCCUUUAUCAUGAUAACGGGGUGAUCACAUUCAACCACAAGUAUGAGGGAAUGGUGGUGGCGGAGUGUGGCUGUAGAUAGUCUUGAACACUAGAGAUAGAGACUGUGCUAUCUACUUAUCCUCUCAUGUGCUUGUUUCCACAGUAUCUAAGAUCUCAUACAGUGGUGUGUAAACUAGAUUUAUAGCUGUAAAUUAGGGAUGGACACAAAUCUGUGCUAAAUGAUGUACAUUUGUAAUUGUAUAAAGGUGAAAUAGUUAUAAUUAUAUUAGUGUAGAAUAUAAAUUUGUCUGUCAUGAUUUAUUAUAAUUAUUUGAGUCGGAGUUUUGUAUUUUGCUUUUGGGUAAGUUCCACACUUCAUUGUAAAUUACAGGCCAUAUUCUUGCACAGAUGGCAUCAGCGCCAUGCGACACAGUGACGGAUAAAAGAAAAAGAAAGAAGAUUCUGAAAGCAGAUGUCUGAGUAUUCUUGUAAAAAUCUCUCUCCACUUUAUUCAGAUGAAGCGAGCUCCAUGUCAUUAGGGGCGAGUCAAAAGGUUAAACUCUGCAGCACUGAUAUCAGUUACCAUAACAACCUUUUGAAUAAUUUGGAAAUAGGUCUCCGUGUGUGAGAUCUAAGCACAAAUAAUGUACUCUGAGUGCAAAGUUUCAAGGUACAGUCUCUGACAAAAGCGCUUGCGCUUUGGGUUAUUUCAGUUCAGGUGCUGGAACAGAAUACACUUAAUAGAAUCUUCCACAUACUAUCUUAUUGCAAAAUCUAAAUGUAGAAUCAUUGAUUUUUCACCACAGGCCUUUCUCAGAACUUUCUUUUUAUCAUCUACAUUUUGCUCUGGCAGAAAUUAUUCCUAAUGCACAAGUCGAGGAGUUCCAUCUUAUUCAAGCUGAUUUGAAAUAUUGGCAUUUUAGGAUAUAUUACGAUGAUUUGCACUACUGAUAGGACGCUGUGUGUUUUUUUAAAAUAUGAAAAGUCUCUUAUUUUCAAUUGUAAUUGAAUCACAGUCUUGCCAAGAUGCUUUAUAAGUAGAUAUACAUGCUGCAGAUUUGUAAAUGGUAUCAUUUGUUUCUGCACCCUGUGGCAUGUUGGAGGCACUGAAACGUUUUAAAGAAUGUGACAUUUUUCUUCUUAUUUGCUUGCCAAACUUGCAGAAAAAUAUAUUUUCGCUGGCUUUUGACCAGGAGAGGAUUUUCACGGUGUCUCGGAGCACUUCGGGGCUUCUUGUCUGAAAAAUGAACAAUUUCUCCUACCUAACGUUGCUGUCAACUGCUGUGAAUUCUCUCUUCACGCCCCAGCCAUUCAUAUCCUGCUUUUGGUUCUCACACCAAUAUUAAUGUUAUUAUGGGUUGGAAAAAUAAAACAUCUGAAAACAAAUAUAGUCACUGAGCAACUUCUGAUCUCUUGUGCACCCUCAUUUAUUGUCAGGUAAUCACAGCAUUCCCUACCUAACAACCUUAAUCCCCAUCCCUCUAGCGUCACAUGCCUGGAGGGCCUCUCUCUGCCCGCUCCCAUGCCAUAGUGAUAACGAGGUGUCAGAGCCUGGAGUCUUGUAGACCGUCACUCAGGAUGAGACGCCACUCCAAGUGGUAGCGUUUGU